Messenger RNA from Fusarium odoratissimum NRRL 54006, 498 nucleotides. RefSeq lists its product as uncharacterized. Lineage: Eukaryota; Fungi; Ascomycota; Sordariomycetes; Hypocreales; Nectriaceae. Bases 1 to 498 code for a protein of 165 amino acids. The record is from RefSeq and is a predicted model, not a curated record. The transcript has a single exon.
AUGCAGACUGUCAACCCAGCUUUGUUGACUCAACAAGCAUCCUACGCUCCCUCAUACACUGGUAGACCUUCAAACCCUAUCACUGCAUCCAGUUACAAUAGACAAACUCAAAACAAUACACCUUCACCAUCGCCAUACUCAAGUAUGGGGCGACAAGAAAUAUGGAUGGGAAGCGUGAGCUUCACGGAUCGCUUCACUAGAGACAGUAUGGGUUAUGGUCGAGCAACACCAGACGUAACCUUAACUUAUGAGUCUGAACCUUUGGAACCUCUUUUUGGAAGAGCGCAGCCUUUGCCGCAACUACCUCCUCCAGAUAUCAGCAACCCACUGCGCGCUCAAGACAGAGACAGAGGAGACAAGACGUGGUCUCGCAAGCAACUACAUUCAGGAUAUAUUGAAGUGCCCAGAAAGGUCAUUCACAACGGAAAGGAGAAUAUAGUCACCAAGACGGUGUAUUUCAACCGAAGGUAUGGAGGGUAUUGGCACAGUCGACCAUAG